UUUUUUUUAACACGAGUUUUGCGUUUUAAGAAAUUUAAAAAUGUUAGUUUCACGAUUUGCAAGAUCGCUUUUAAAUUCCACAAGCAGACAAAUUUCUCCAGUGUUGCUUAGCAAUUACGAAUUGCGGAAUGCUACAUCUGAUUCAACCACGAAACAGUCAACUUACAAUGCAACAUUACAUGCCAAUCAUGUUAAUGCCAAGUAUGGUGGACGUUUCAUGGUUAGUAUGCUUCCUGGUGAUGGAAUAGGCCCUGAAAUGAUGGGUUACGUCAAAGAAAUUUUUCGCUUAGGUGGAAUUCCUGUAGAUUUUGAAGAAGUUCAUUUAGACUCAACCACGCAACAUAUUGACAAUGUUGAAGAAGCUGUGAUAUCUAUUAAACGAAAUGGAGUUGCUCUUAAAGGGAAUAUUGAGACAAGAUCAAAUAAUCCUCUGUUUAGAUCAAGAAAUGUGAUUUUAAGGUUAGAAUUGGGUUUAUUUGUUAAUAUUGUACAUUGUAAGAGUCAACCUGGCAUUAAAACAAGACACAAAGACGUGGACAUAGUCCUUAUUAGACAAAACACAGAAGGAGAAUACAGUUGUCUUGAGCAUGAGAGUAUUCCUGGAGUCAUAGAAAGUUUGAAAAUUGUAACUUCAAAAAAGUCAGAGGAAAUCGCAAGAUUUGCUUUUGACUAUGCAGUGAAACAUAAUAGGAAAAAAGUAACUGCUGUCCACAAAGCUAAUAUAAUGAAGUUAGCAGAUGGUUUAUUUCUUAAUACUUGUACUGAUAUCGCCAAAGAAUAUCCACAAAUAAAGUUUGACAAUAUCAUUAUUGAUAACUGCAGCAUGCAGCUUGUCUCUAAUCCUCAUCAGUUUGAUGUUCUGUUGUUGCCCAAUUUAUAUGGAAAUAUUUUGAAUAACAUUGCCUGUGGUAUUGUUGGAGGGCCUGGUAUAACUUCUGGCCAAAACUUUGGUCAUGAAUAUGCUGUGUUUGAAACUGGUUCUAGAAAUACUGGUAAAAGUAUAGCUGGGAAAAAUAUUGCCAAUCCUGUUGCAAUGCUGAAUGCAAGUGUUGAUCUCUUAGAAUAUUUAGGACUUAAGAAGCACUCAAGUAUUCUUAGUGAAGCUAUUAAUGAAACAAUAAAUGUUCAAAAGGUUCACACUCCUGAUCUUGGUGGCACAGCAAAAACUACUGAUGUUAUAGAGAAUGUUAUCAAAAUUGUUCAAGAAAAGACGAGAAUCUGAGUGUAGAUUUUAUUUAUUUAUGAUGCAUUUGAACUAAAUUAUUAGCUGCAAUUUCCUCUUCAUGAUUUAUUCAGGAAUUUUGUCAGUACUUACUGGAUCUUAAAGCGACAUGUAUUUGAUGUAGUCUUUCAUUUUGUUGUAUUAUAAAAAUGUCUAUGCAUUAAGGAUGAAUAAAAAUUAAUGUACCCUACAAUUUAACUUCUCAUAAGGGAGUGAAAAAUAGUCCCACCAAAUUCAGAAAAAGGCCUGUUUUAAUAAAUUAUUGGACUAUCUCUAAUUAGUUAAGACUUUUUAAAGACUGAGAAAAAAUCUAAUACACCAAUGUUUAAAUUCAUGAAGAAUACCCCCCUCCCCAAAGAAAUAAUAUGCCUUUGAAAUCAAACUAAAUAUUUUGAAUCGCUUAAAGGCCUAAAUUAAUUUCUUUCAAAUAAUCUUAAUCCAAAAAAUAUGUGUAUAUAACUAAAGCCCUGGUUUCCUAGAAGCGAAAUCACCGAGCUUUGACGUCGCUAUUCAGCAUGACGCUGAAAGCAAAGUCAAGUGAUUCCGGCGUGCCACUCACAGCGCCGAUUUUGCUCGGGCGCACAUGCGCAGAAGAAUCAACUUUUCCUCUCGGCGAGAAGCAACGCCGAAGGUCGGUGAUUCCCUCCUAGGAAACCAAUGCUAAAGAGCAAAAAAAUAAAAAUGGCUUUAUGAAGAGUUAACUGAACUUUUGGUUGAUAAUAUUAAAAUCUGAACCAAAAUAACACCUGCUUAUUUUAUUUUAUUUUUGAAUUAUGUUCAUUUUACAUUUUGGGGACUGGAUUAUAUGCAUAAAAAAUUAGUAUCAUAUGUAACAGAUAUUCAAAAAAGUUGUCAUUGUGUUAGACUGGUAAGUCAAACUGUUUUCUAUUAUAAAGUUAUUUUGCAAACUGUUAAUUUAAUUUAAAAUGCAUUUUUCUUCAGCAAAAAAUUUUCAAACUUCCAAUUUUUGGCCUGAUAACUAUUUCCUUAUUUGUGUGUCGUGAUCUCACAGAGUUUGUCUUGCUAAAAAAUUGAUGUUUUAAAAGUUUUCCUUGAAUCAAAACCUAAAAUUUUAUUUUUCUUCUCGCAAUUUAGUUAAAUGUGAAAUGUUACUGGUACUUAGAACAUAUAUUUUUGUGAUAAUUUGCCAGCCAUUUUCGAGCAUAUUUCCUGUGCAAGUGACAAGUGCCUUUUGCUAGCUAAUAACUUUACUAAAUACUGUCCAUGUAGCAUUGUUAUAGAUUUCAUAUUUAUAAUUGUUUUAAAUGGUGUUGUUAGGAUAAGUAUUUUGAAGAAAGUUAAAAUGUUUUGUUAUAUCUUUUGCUUCAAACUGUUUUCUGAAUAUGUUUUUUUUUUCUUUUUCUGUUGAACAAUAACCCUUGUAUUACAAGUUCUCUCUCUGUUAUGUGUGCACACCCAUAUAAAAAAAAAUUCUCUAAUUUUUUUUUUAUAUUCUUAUUUCAAUUGAUUUAUUUAUUUAUGUGUAAUAAUAUCUGAAAAUCUGAAAAGCUCUUUUUUUUUAAUACGACAGAAUGUACUUAAAAUUCAUUUCUUACUCAUGUAUGUCUUUAAAAUUUAAAACAUUUUUGUUAUUUGCUUUCAAAUCAUAUUAAAUUAACUUAUUACAAUGAUAUUAACUAUAAUUUAGAUUUCAAAUUGGAAUUUUAUUUUAUUUUCUUGCAAUUGUUUAUUCAUGCAUAUAUUCUAUGAGUAUAUUUUGUUUUAUUUACUUGCUCCCAAUCAAAUAAAACAAAGUAGUAUAAUGUUGUGAGUUUUUGUGAUAUAGUUUGAAAAACUUGUAAGUUAGUUUUUUUUAAAUACAUUUAGUUAUUGUACAUAGAUCUUUUACUUAUUUAAACUCUGAGAAAAUGUAUCUGUACUUAGUUUGCAAAGAUGAUUUCUUUAACUAUCUAGUCUAUUUCUAUUAUAAUCAUAUUGCUGUUAUAAUAGCUAAAUCAAUGGCAUAUAUUGUAAGUUUAUCUUAUAUGUGUACAAGACAUAUUAAAGGCUUUUUCGUUAAUGUUUAAAUGUUUUUGAUAAAAUGUUAGUGUUUUUAAAAUCUUAAAACUUGCAUUUGCUGCAAAAACUUUGCCAAAUAAUUUAAUAUUUAACAAAAGCAAUCUUAUAAAUGUAUACUUUUGAUCAAAGAUAUUUUACUGUCAUGCAUGUUUAUACGUGUAAGAUUUUGUCUUUGUAUGAUCUGUAUGCUCUCUAAAUAUAAUAGAUGUAUAUUGUAUAAGAAACGCGUUUUUAUUCUCGUGUAAUCCUUGCUACUUUUUCAUAUUACAGGUAAAAACCUUGUGAUUUGAAUUAAUAAUCGGGGGGGGGGGAAUAAUUAAAACUUCAAAAGUAUAUAUAUCAGGAAAUAUUGCCAAUUUUAAUUUCUUGUUGUUGAUGAAACAGAUUUUAAUCGAUCAUUUUAAAAUCAGUUUAGCGACGCAUUGUUCUAUAAUUUGUUCUCGUGACCAUUAAAGAAUUGGUUUCGGCUACCUAUUUCUGUAAUCCUUUCAUAAUACAAUUUAUUUUGAGCAAGAGUUUAAUGUACAUGUGUUUUGUAGAAAGUUAAUCUGAUUAUAAAUACUCAACAGCAAUCAAUGAAUUUUAACUAGAAUUAAAAUUACACAC
Messenger RNA from Uloborus diversus, 3847 nucleotides. Its product is annotated as isocitrate dehydrogenase [NAD] subunit gamma, mitochondrial-like. Lineage: Eukaryota; Metazoa; Arthropoda; Arachnida; Araneae; Uloboridae. The record is from RefSeq and is a predicted model, not a curated record. Gene Ontology annotation, biological process: isocitrate metabolic process; tricarboxylic acid cycle. The transcript has 12 exons. Gene Ontology annotation, cellular component: mitochondrion. Gene Ontology annotation, molecular function: magnesium ion binding; NAD binding; oxidoreductase activity, acting on the CH-OH group of donors, NAD or NADP as acceptor. Bases 41 to 1222 code for a protein of 393 amino acids.